This is a messenger RNA of Chenopodium quinoa (quinoa), 3998 nucleotides long. Its product is annotated as pentatricopeptide repeat-containing protein At4g02750-like. The record is from RefSeq and is a predicted model, not a curated record. NCBI's taxonomy places the organism in Eukaryota, Viridiplantae, Streptophyta, Magnoliopsida, Caryophyllales, Amaranthaceae. Bases 485 to 3235 code for a protein of 916 amino acids. Gene Ontology annotation, biological process: RNA modification. The transcript has 6 exons. Gene Ontology annotation, molecular function: zinc ion binding; protein binding; RNA binding.
UACACGCGUGUUAGUGUGUACGUACCUUAUCGGCUUGGUUUCUAAUUUACGGCUCAAUUUAACCCCCUUCCCCCAGCCAAACACCCUCACCCCUUCUCUUUUACGGUUUUACCAGUAACAUCACUCGUAGUUUGACAAAUUGAAUAGUAGUAAUUGUAAACUCAUUUUGAGUAAUUUUAUUUAACUAAUGCUAUAAUUACAUUUAUGCAUUUGUAUUAGCUUACGUAAAUGUUUUUAAAAUAAUUAUCAAGUUUUGCCAAAGUUUUGAAAAAUAAAAGCGUCCUUGACCACCAAAUUUAAAACUAAUCGUCUAUAAAUUCAAACUCGAAAUUAUCCAAUCCAAUCCGAAUUAACCACAUGUCCACAUCAAUAUAAUUUACCAGUACAAUACAUAAGCCAUUAUUGGGUGCUCUUAUUUGCGCGCGAAUAUCUGCAAUUAAGAACACCGGCUAUUAUAAGAAUGAACUGAAGCAAGGUAGUGACAAUGACUCGUCGUCUUUUCUCUGUUCCUCGUACUUUCUCAACUCAAUCCGUACAAUUCCUGGGGCCCACGUCGCCGGAAUCUUAUCUUUUACGGUGCAACAAAAGAAUCCGAGAUCUAAGCAAACUUGGUAAAAUUGAUGAUGCCCGCCAAGUGUUCGACAAAAUGUCUCACAGAGAUUCUGUUAGUUGGGACACUAUGAUUUCUGGGUAUUCCCGAAACAACCGGAUUAUGGAUGCUCAGGUGCUUUUUGACGCAUUUUCUGGAAGAAAUGUGAGAACUUGGACUGCAAUGUUAGCUGGGUAUGCUAAAGUUGGUCGACUUGAGGAGGCUAGGAGAGUGUUUAAUUCUAUGCCGGAGAAGAAUGUCAUUACUUGGAAUGCUUUGAUUACUGGGUAUGUGCAGAAUGGGGAUUUGGUUUAUGCCAAGAAGUUGUUUGAUGACAUGCCUCGGAGAAAUAUUGCUUCUUGGAACACUAUGAUUACUGGGUAUUGUCAUGGUGGUAUGAUGAGGGAAGCAAGGGAGCUUUUCGAGCAAAUGCCGGAGAAGAAUCUGGUUUCUUGGAUGGUAAUGUUAUCUGGGUAUGUUGAGAUUAAUAGUUUUGUGGAAGCUUGGAAUGUAUUUGGGAGGAUUCACCGUACUGGUUCGAUGCCCGAUCAGCCCAUGUAUGUUGUUGCUUUAUCAGCUGUAAUUGGUUUGGAGGCUUUGGAUUUAGUUGAUAGCUUGCUGAGCAUUGUGAUAAAAACUGGGUAUGAGGAGGAUGUAGUUAUUGGCACUGCAAUUUUAAAUGCCUAUUCAAGAUGUGGGAGGUUGGACAUGGCAGUUGACUUCUUCAGUAGAAUGCCACAAAAGAACGAAUACUCAUGGACAACAAUGAUCACUGCAUUUUCUCAGUGUGGAAGAUUGGAUGAUGCGAUUGCAUUCUAUAAGAGGAUUCCUGAACCAACCGUUUUUUCACAAACUGCUAUGAUGACUGCAUAUACUCAGAAUGGAAGAAUCAUGGAUGCUGAAGCCUUAUUCAAAGAAAUUCAGAAUCCAAACAUAAUAACAUGGAAUGCUAUGAUCGCAGGGUAUUCCCAAAAUGGAAUGAUUGAUGAGGCAAAAGAUGUAUUUAUGCGAAUGCCAACUAGGAACUCAGCCUCUUGGGCAGCCAUGAUCUCUGGACUUGCACAAAAUGAAAGAUGUGAAGAUGCUCUUCAUAUGUUUACAGGGUUCCAUAGUUUAGGAAACUUUCCCACUGAUUCUUGUUUCACUAGCUGUAUAUAUGCCAGUGCUAGCCUUGGAGCAAUUGAAACAGGAAAACAAAUGCAUGCCCUGGCAAUCAAAAGGUGCUGUCAGCAUAAUUCCUUUGUUGCAAAUGCAUUGAUCUCUAUGUAUUCCCAGUGCAAGAAUAUAGAAGAUGUUUCUCAAGUAUUUAGUACAAUGGGAGUGAAGGACAUUACUGCCUGGAAUUCUCUGGUAACUGGGUUAUCACACAAUGACAUGCUUAAAAAAGCUCGUGACACCUUUGAAAAAAUGCCUGAACACGAUGUUGUGUCUUGGACUGCUAUAGUGUCGGCUUAUGUGCAAGCUGGUGAUGUUGAUGCAGCCCUGCAUUUGUUUGGUGACAUGUUGGCUAGACAGUUGAGACCUAAUGAGUUAACAGUUACAAGUAUUCUAAGUGCUUGUGGAAGUGCUGGUGCCAUGAAGCUUGGGGAGCAGAUUCAUGGAUUCCUCAGCAAGCUUGGGUUUGACUCAUGCCUAUUUGUUAAUAAUGCUUUGAUAACUAUGUAUUUCAAAUUCGGAAGUGAGAGUGGAUUUUCUAUUUUUGAGGACAUGGCUGAGAGAGAUCUAAUCACAUGGAAUGCGGUUUUGGCAGGCUGUGCGCACAAUGGUCUGGGUAAAGUAGCCAUAAGAUAUUUCAGGAGGAUGGAAGCUGAAGGGGUUUUGCCAGAUCAGAUUAGUUUUCUGGGUAUAUUAUGUGCAUGUAGCCGUGCAGGGCUAUUAGCAGAAGGAAGGGCCUAUUUGAAUUCCAUGUGCAAAGAUUAUGGGAUCAAGCCAUUGGUGUACCAUUAUACUUGUGUGGUUGAUCUUCUCGGUCGGGCUGGUCUACUUUCUGAAGCUGAGGCAUUAGUUGAAAGUAUGCCUAUUGAACCUGAUUCUGUAAUUUUGGAGGCCCUUCUUGGUGCAUGUAGGAUCCAUUGCAACAUUGAACUUGCUGAGAGAGUUGCCAAAAGGCUCUUCCAUAUGGAUACAAUUAAAUCAGGGACAUAUGUGCUGUUGUCUAAUUUGUAUGCCUCUCACAGUAGAUGGGAUAAAGUGGAAGAAAUAAGAGAGCUGAUGAAAACUCGGGGAAUGUCUAAAGAACCAGCAACCAGCUGGAUUCACAUCAAGAAUAAGCUUUAUACUUUCCAUACAGCUGAUAAGGGGCAUGAUUCAGUGGAACAGAUUCACACACUCUUAGAGGAAUAUUAUGGACGUUUGAAGCUGACAGGGUAUGUGCCCAAAACAGAAUUCGUUCUUCAUGAUGUGGAGGAGGAGCAAAAACAUAAUCAGCUCCUUUACCACAGUGAGAAACUUGCUCUGGCCUUUGGGAUUCUGAACACACCUGAGAGAUCAUCUAUAUUGAUUUUGAAGAACCUUCGUAUUUGUGGUGACUGUCACACUUUUAUGAAGUUCAUGUCCAAAGUCACUCAAAGAAAGAUCGUUAUUCGAGAUAGAAAGAGAUUCCAUCAUUUUGAAGAUGGUGCAUGUACUUGUGGUGAUUACUGGUGAGACAUUUAUAACAAUUUGAUAGCAUCAAACUAUCUAUGCUCACUAGUUCGUAGAGGCUGAUGUGUCAGAAUAACAUCAGUUAUGAAGGUUCUUUUAAUAGCCUAACUGGAGGAGGUGACAGAGAAAUUCUCUGGGAAUUUUCUCACCAUGCCUUUGUGAAGCACAUAAACAUUUUUUGUGAGGCUAAUAAAUGGUUGUAUAUUUUCUUAUAUCCAGGUCUCUGAUAAAAACUAUUUUUCCUGAGUUGGCUGUUGGUUUUGAAUAUCCCCGUGCCAAUCCUCACUCACAUUGAUGAUGCUGUAGAGUUCCUGAAGAAUGCACCCAAAGGGAAUUGUGAUGCCAUACAUAUCUACAUUAUCAGUCCUGCAGGCAAGGCCAAAGAACUUGCUGAGAGACCUUUAAUUGAGAGUUGGCAAUGGCAAGAGCAGAGUGUGCACUGGCUUCAUACCCAUGUAAAUGAGGAUCUGAUAUCUGUAUGCCUUUCAUGUGUUCGACUCAUUAUGGACCGACUAGCUACCAUGCCUACCAAUUCAAGCCUUCAAGUGGAAUUUAAAUUGUUAAACCAGGUAGACCUCAAGAUGAUUUUUGAAUUUGAAUCCAAUCAACCCUUUCUAGAAGGUACAGAAGGCACGGCUCGGCAUCAAAGACAUACGGAGUACUUGAUUUUGUAGCUCUGUCAUAUGAUGAAUGAAUAAAUUUUGUAAAAACUGUUGCACUAUUGGAUUAUUUACAUAGUAUGAGAUUUUUUUUAUCAAGGAAACUU